ACAGCUGCAUUACUAUCCUCUCUGCAGCGUCCGUUUUUGAUCUCUCCCCAUCGCUGUCGGCAUCCCUUGACCAGCUACUGUACCUUUCGAUCGCAUCAUCCUUGGGAUUCGGUCUUUUCCUCCACCUUGUUUCCCUGUCCACAACCAUAGACCUCCUCGCCAAGCACUCCGUCCGAGAUGGCGAACGAGGACGAGCGAUCAAACGCCGCUGAGAAGGGAAAGGGCAAGGUCGACGAUGUCCGGGAGCUGAAUGGCAGCAAGAAACCUGCGAGCGACGAGAAAGCCCAGGCAAAUGGCAAGAAGAAGGAGGAGGAGCCGAAGGAAGAGGAGCUCAGUGAAGAGGACCAGCAGCUAAAGAGCGAGCUGGAGAUGCUGGUUGAAAGGUUAAAGGAGCCAGACACCACGCUCUACCGUCCGGCGUUAGACGCCAUCAAAAACUUCAUAAAAACCUCGACGUCGUCGAUGACGGCCGUUCCUAAACCCCUCAAGUUCCUCAGGCCGCAUUACGAUGAGCUGACAGGGCUUUACGAGCAGUGGCCCGCCGGCCCUACCAAGGACUCCCUGGCGGACAUGUUAUCGGUGCUCGGAAUGACGUACGGAGAUGAAGAGAAACUCGAGACCCUCAAGUACCGCCUCCUCACAAAGUCCGAAGAUCUGGGAUCCUGGGGCCACGAGUACAUCAGACACUUGGCGCUGGAGAUUGGACAGGAAUAUCAGAACCGGCUGAAUGCUGAGAAGGACGUCCAGGACCUGAUCGACUUGGCUCUGUCUUUGGUUCCGUAUUUCUUAAGCCACAACGCCGAGGCGGACGCUGUUGACCUUCUGAGCGAAAUGGAGAUCAUCGAGGAAAUUCCGCGCUUUUUGGACGAGAACACCUACUCACGCGUCUGCCUUUAUAUGGUCAGCAUGGUCAACCUGCUCACAUACCCGGAAGACCAACAGUUCCUCCGAACGGCCCACGAGAUUUACGUUCGUUACAACAAGCUCACCCAGGCUAUUGUCCUUGCGAUCCGCUUGAACGAUAUCGAGCUUAUCAAGAGCGACAUGGAGGCAACGACAGACCAGUCCCUUAAGAAGCAGAUGGCGUUCUUGGUGUCGAGGCAGCAAAUUUGGCUCGACCUCCCGGAGGAGGAAGAAGAUCAGUCGCUGAUGGAUUGUCUUAACAACACAUUGAUCCCGAAUCACUUCAAGUCCCUGGGUAAGGAGCUCAACAUUUUGGAUCCCAAGAUGCCGGAAGACAUCUACAAGACGCAUCUCGAGAGCAGUCGAGGAGCCGGUUUGACCAACGUCGAUUCGGCAAGACACAAUCUUGCUAGUGCUUUUGUGAAUGCGUUUGUGAACACCGGUUACGGAAACGACAAGAUGAUGCUGGUGGAAGGCGACAAGGGCUCCUGGGUCUGGAAAACCAAGGACGACGGCAUGAUGUCGACUGCAGCGUCGAUGGGCAUGCUUCUGCACAGAGAUGUGGAGAUCGGUUUGGACAAGAUUGAUAAGUUCACCUAUCUUUCUGAAGACCAGAUCAAGGCCGGUGCCCUGCUGGCCAUCGGUAUCCUCAACUCCGGUGUCAGGAUCGACUCAGACCCGGCCUUGGCCCUGCUCAGCGACCCCGACAACCUCGAAGCGAAGAGCCUGCCGAUGCGAGUUGCGUCUAUUAUGGGUCUUGGCCUGGCUUAUGCUGGCUCUAACAAGGAAGAGCUCCUCGAUGUUCUCCUCCCCAUCGUUGAGGACAGCUCGCUUGAUAUGCAGCUGUCCGCGAUGGCUGCAGUUUCUCUUGGUCUCAUCUUUGUUGGUUCUUCCAACCACCAGGUCAGCGAGGCCAUUGCCACAACCCUGAUGGACGAGGAGCGACAAAAGCAACUUAAGGAUAAGUGGACCCGCUUCAUGGCCCUUGGUCUUGCGCUUCUCUACUUUGGUCGCCAAGAGGAAGUAGAUGUCAUUCUGGACAUCCUGAAGGCCGUCGACCACCCCAUGGCCAAGCCGACUUCUGUUCUCGCAUCCGUAUGCGCAUGGGCAGGCACAGGCACAGUUCUCAAGCUCCAGGAGCUUCUCCAUAUCUGCAAUGACAUCAUUGAAGAAAAAGAAGAGAAGAAGGGCGAUGAACUUGUGCAGUCAUACGCUGUGCUGGGACUAUCCCUCAUUGCCAUGGGAGAAGAGGUUGGUCAGGAUAUGAUCCUCAGACAGUUUGGUCAUCUCAUGCACUACGGCGCGAGCAACAUUCGCAAAGCCGUCCCUCUCGCCAUGGGACUUAUCAGCCCCAGCAACCCGCAGAUGAAGGUUUACGACACCCUGUCUCGCUACAGUCACGACAACGACAACGAUGUGGCUAUCAAUGCCAUCUUCGCCAUGGGUCUCUGUGGAGCCGGCACCAAUAAUGCCCGUCUGGCCCAACUGCUGAGACAGCUCGCCAGCUAUUACCACCGCGACCAGAACUCCCUGUUCAUGGUUCGGAUAGCCCAGGGUCUCCUCCACAUGGGCAAGGGCACCAUGACCCUUAACCCGUUUCACACAGACCGCCAGGUCCUCUCCCGAGUGGCCGCCGCCGGUUUACUCACCGUCCUCGUUGCCAUGAUCGACGCGAAGCAGUUCAUCCUCGGGGAGCAUCACUACCUGCUUUAUUUCCUUAUCACCGCCAUGUACCCACGCUUCCUGGUAACCCUUGAUGAGGACCUGCAGCCUCUUACGGUCAACGUUCGCGUCGGACAAGCCGUUGAUGUUGUCGGCCAAGCCGGCCGGCCCAAGACAAUCACGGGUUGGCAGACCCAGAGCACACCGGUGCUCCUGUCACAUGGAGAACGUGCAGAACUAGAGGAUGAACAAUACAUUCCUCUGAGCAGCACCCUUGAGGGAUUGGUGAUCUUGCGCAAGAAUCCUGACUGGGAAGAAGCCUCCACUUAAAGGUGUUCUUACGAUAGACGUUGCGAACUAGGUAAUGUGCAGGGAAAACCUAAGGUGCUUGGUAUAAUUAAGCCUGGUGUAAUCCGUACGGCUUCGGAAAACAAUAUCAUGCAUCAUUCUUUUUAUUGUGACGAAUCUCUCUAAAUCGGCCAUCUAGCUGCCAUGUUAUCCCCUCCACGCAAUGUAUACAAGACACGGGUCAUAUAGAUCUGAGCUGGAAUCUCGAAGGCGAUUGAUCUUGAGUAUAAUUUCCAGGCCAAAAAAGAGUACCUUGCGG
Molecule: messenger RNA, 3172 nt
Organism: Penicilliopsis zonata CBS 506.65
Lineage: Eukaryota; Fungi; Ascomycota; Eurotiomycetes; Eurotiales; Aspergillaceae
Exons: 5
Coding region: 178-2895 (905 amino acids)
Biological process (GO): regulation of protein catabolic process; proteasome-mediated ubiquitin-dependent protein catabolic process
Cellular component (GO): nucleus; proteasome complex; proteasome storage granule
Molecular function (GO): enzyme regulator activity
Source: RefSeq, a predicted model, not a curated record